AUGCCGAAGCAGUCAUCCUGUGGUACUUGCUCCAAACUAGUCGGAUACCGUGCAAAUGCCCUCACGUGUGUUUUGUGCCAAGUUAAAUACCACAUUUCAUGUGUUGGAUUAUCAGUUGAGCAUUUUCAUCGUCUUCGCAAGAUCCAACACGAUUUCAUCCAAACUGUAUGUGAAAAUUGCCGAAAUAAGAUACAGCCAGAAAGAGUAAAGCCGACGUGUAGGCCUCAGCGUUUCGUUGCGAACAGCUCCGUGUGUUUGGCCCAACAACCUAGCGCGAAGAGCCUUCAGGUUUCGACUCAGUCGUCCUCCUCUACCCGUGCAAACUCACCGACACCAAGUCCAACCGUUGUGAGAAGCCCAGUUGCACCUGGCCUAAAUUGUUUACCUUUGUUGUGUCCAACGGACACUGAUGUCCCAGCAGGUGAAAGUCUGAGUGCUGAAGACCAGUGGAAAGAACAAAGGACGAAAUUACGAAGGAACGUUGGGUGUUUACGUUCUGUAAGUCAACAGUUAGCCAAACCACGUGAGGCUGGUAGUAUACUUUGCCCUGCAAGGCCAACCUCAUCCUACCAGAGGCGUUAUAAUCUCGUGAUCUUUCACGCACCGGAGUCCAGUGAUCCAUCACCUCAAGUGCGCUACGAUCACGAUGUCGAGUUUUUACAGGGUUUAAUUGAUAGACUCCUCGACGCUGGUGAGGACUCGGUAAAAGUGAGACAGAUUACUCGUCUUGGAAAGCAAGGUGAUCAACAUAAUCGGCCUAUGAGAAUCACUUUUGUGGACGAAGCCACUCCAAGACUGAUCAUGUCUCGCCUAAGUAGGCUGAAAGGUUUGAAGAUCCAUGUUCGUCCCGACCUGGACCCAGUAGACAGGGAGCGGCUCAAGUCUGCCAUCAUUGAGUUGAAAAGACGCACUGGUGAGGGAGAAACGAAUCUUCGUAUCGUAAAUUUUCGGGUGGUUUCCAACAAUCCGCGAAUCAGGAUAAACAGGCUGCUCACACUUCAAGCACGCCCGGCGGCUUCUGCUGCGGCCUGCGAGUAG
This is a messenger RNA of Dicrocoelium dendriticum, 1038 nucleotides long. Lineage: Eukaryota; Metazoa; Platyhelminthes; Trematoda; Plagiorchiida; Dicrocoeliidae. The record is from the annotation of a GenBank genome assembly.